AUGAUCAAGAUCUUUGCCAUUUGCCUUCUAGCCUCGAUUCCAAUAGUCAAUGCCCUAUUGGGAGUGAUCGGAAGAACCCAAUCGGUUACCGUAACCGGAAGACUCAUCUGCAACGGGCAACCUGCCAGCGGAGUUCUUGUCAAAAUGUACGAGGAUGGAACUAUUUACGACUCAAAGAUGGGAUCGACGAAGACCGGACCUGACGGAACAUUCCGAGUGUCCGGAUCUCAAACCAAAAUCCGUACGAUUGACCCGAAGGUCAACAUCUACCACAAGUGCAAUUAUUCUGGGCUCUGCUCUAGGAAGACAUCAAUCAGUGUUCCGAAAUCGGCGGUUCAGAGCGGCAGAAACGCGAAUCAAAACUACGACAUCGGCACGAUCAAUUUGGCGAACAAAUUCAAAGGAGACACCACUGAUUGUAUUCAUUAA
This is a messenger RNA of Caenorhabditis bovis, 429 nucleotides long. Lineage: Eukaryota; Metazoa; Nematoda; Chromadorea; Rhabditida; Rhabditidae. The record is from the annotation of a GenBank genome assembly.